This is a messenger RNA of Prorocentrum cordatum, 960 nucleotides long. The record is from the annotation of a GenBank genome assembly. Lineage: Eukaryota; Dinophyceae; Prorocentrales; Prorocentraceae.
GUGGAGGGCGCCUCGCUGCUGGCCGCUGCGCAGCGGGCGUGGGCCGAGCGGGCGCGCGGCGGCGAGGCGGCGGCCGCGCUGGCGUGGGCCGGCGUGAGCGGCGAGGUGGAGGUGGUGGCGUUCGAGCAGGGCUCGUCGGGCGGCGUCUUCGUGCCGGCGUACAUGGUCGCCGCGGACCACUGCUCGGGCUGCGUGGUGGUCACGCUCCGGGGCACGGGCUCGGCCCGCGACGCGCUGACCGACCUGGUGUGCCACCCGGUGCCGGUGGAGCUGGGCGGGCAGAGCGGCGAGGCGCACUGCGGGAUGCUGCGCGCGGCCAGAGGCCUGGAGGCCGCCCUGGCAGAGCUCGCGGAGCAGGGCCUGCGCCAGCUGCGCGACGGGCCGCGGCAGGUGGUAAUCUGCGGGCACUCCCUGGGCGCGGGCGUCGCCGCUCUCGUCGCCGCGCUGUGGCGGGACUCUGGGCGCCUCGCGGGCGUGGACGUCCGUUGCGUGGCGUUCGCCUGCCCCCCUGUCCUGGACCCUCUCCUUGCGGCGAGCCUGCGGAACCACACGACGAGCGUCAUCCUCGAGGACGACAUGGUCCCCCGCCUCAGCCUGGCCACGGCGCGCGACCUGCAGAGUGCCCUGCUCUGCACCGUCAGGCCGCGCGCCUUCGGCCUGGACGGAGCCCCGCUUGCGGAGCGGGCAGGCGCCUGGGAGCGCAGCGGCGACGCGGAGUCCUUGGCGGCCGCGCACACGGUGGUCCGCGCAGCGGCCUGUUCGGCAGAGGGCCAGCUGCGCCCCCCCGGGCGCCUCUUGCACAUGCCCGCUCCCGCCGCGGGAGCGCCCCGGCGCGUGCGGGAGGCGGAGGCAGAGGAGUUUGGCGAGCUGCUUCUCGCGCCGGACAUGACAGGCGCGCACAUGCCGUGGCGGUACCUUGCAGCUCUGAGGGAGGUUGCUGGCGCUCCGCCGCAGGCCUGA